This is a messenger RNA of Plectropomus leopardus (leopard coralgrouper), 1630 nucleotides long. RefSeq names its product sap30-like (gene sap30l). Lineage: Eukaryota; Metazoa; Chordata; Actinopteri; Perciformes; Serranidae. Gene Ontology annotation, biological process: regulation of DNA-templated transcription. The record is from RefSeq and is a predicted model, not a curated record. Gene Ontology annotation, cellular component: histone deacetylase complex. Gene Ontology annotation, molecular function: transcription coregulator activity; protein binding.
UGUAAGAGCUGUUCUGAAAGAGUGCCGCGAUCGUUGAGCUGCAGUCUGAUAAAUGCGUGAUUUCUCCGAAGUUGUUUUGUUUUCUGUAGCCGGUUGUCGCAUUUUAACUCUGUAUCGUAUGAGAUUAUUGUCAUAUGUGAGUCUUACGGGAAAGUAACGGGUUGUUACAGGGAAGAACAGCGACGGUCUCUCCAUAGGAAUUUCUUCGUUAGCGGCAGCUCAACCACCUUGCGGUCUUGCUAGCACGGGGGAUAGUUAACGUUAGCUGCAGCUGUGUUGUGGUGUGAAACUGUUGGAGAUCUGCUGAGAUAUGCAUUUAACCAGAGGCGUUUUAAAACAAGUCGCCAGAGUUUGAGAUAAACAACAGGGGCUGUUAGCUCGAGACCUAGCCACUUAGCCGAGCUAGCUAGCUAACGCUACCGGAUUGUCUUUCACAAAAGGGCAACGCGUGAUCAAGAGAGUUGGUAGCCAAACUAACGCUAUUUUCACUGUUUUUAUUUAUUGGGUUGUUGCAAAAAGAGCAUAACAGCGUACAGAAUGAAUGGAUUUAGCACAGAGGAAGACAGCCACGACGGACCGCCGGCUCCGCCGUUUUACGGGCAGAGCUGCUGUCUGAUCGAGGACGGUGAGCGUUGCGGCCGGUCAGCUGGAAACGCCUCCUUCAGCAAGAGGAUCCAGAAGAGCAUAUCACAGAAGAAGCUCAAACUCGACAUUGAUAAGAGCGUGAGACACCUCUAUAUCUGUGACUUCCACAAGAACUUCAUCCAGAGUGUCCGCAACAAGAGGAAGAGGAAGACCAGUGACGAUGGAGGAGAGUCCCCGGAUCAUGAUGUGGAGGUGCCUGAGGUCGACCUUUUCCAGCUGCAGGUGAACACGUUGAGACGCUACAAGCGACACUACAAGCUGCAGACCAGGCCCGGACUCAACAAGGCCCAGCUGGCAGAGACGGUGAGUCGUCACUUCAGGAAUAUUCCAGUGAACGAGAAGGAGACGCUGACCUACUUUAUUUACAUGGUGAAGAGCAGCAAGAGCCGCUUGGACCAGAAAGGUGACGGCGGCAAACCGCUGGACUAAACUUUGCAGUAGCUUCAACAAAAUCAACAAUAAUCCACGGCUUUUCGCGAAUACUGGACACCACUAACAGCAACAACAACCAAAACCAGCUCCUCCUGCAACCCUGCCACCGUCCCACUCCUUUGUAAGACCACAACACAAACUCUUGAUGUCCUUAGAGGACCUGUCUCUGAAAUGGAGAAUAAUACAGGGUGGGAUGAGCUGUCUUUUUCUCAUUUUUCCCUCUUCACGUAAAAACUGUAUCUGCGCAUGUUGUCAAAAUGGUCAUUUCCAAUUCCUCUCCUCCGCAAAAGCCAGGUCUCUAAAGACUGUCGAGGACCAGGACUCACUCCGCAGGGUUUGACGUCGUCAUGCUGUAAUGUAAACUGUCGAUAUGUACAAAAGAACAGCGCCUGAUCUUAAGUAAGUUGGUUGAAUGCAAUGUACGUUAUAGCUGCCUUAAGAGUACAAAACACAAGGGGUAUUUUUUUUCUUUGCCGAGUUGACUGUUAACACGUUCACCGAGAGAAAUGCUUGUGCCAAACAGGAAAGCUUGUUGGACUUGAAUGACAGUGAG